Molecule: messenger RNA, 1021 nt
Organism: Fomitopsis serialis
Lineage: Eukaryota; Fungi; Basidiomycota; Agaricomycetes; Polyporales; Fomitopsidaceae
Exons: 4
Coding region: 274-894 (206 amino acids)
Source: RefSeq, a predicted model, not a curated record
AGACGGGCCGUCAUAUUGCUGGUGAGAUCAACUAUUCUUAACUUUGAACCAAGAGCUUCUGGGUUGCAUCCCAAUGUGCACCACAUCGUACGAUGCAAUACACGUAGGUCGAGGUCUUGCUGUAUCUUCGUCGUCGAAGCUCGAAGCUCCCGGUUGAUGAUCGGAAUCCUUUCAGCUUGGGAGACAUCAUCCCCGAGCAGCGCAGAGGAUGACAGGCGGAGUUCGAGCAUAUCGCUGUGUCGAGCUUCCAUUAGAUGGGAGUCAGCUAGCACAAUGAGCGCCUUGCUGUCGCCGAUCGUGCUGCGUCGAGCUGCUCGUCGGCUGAAAGAGUGGGUCAGCAUAACAGCCCCAGGUGCGCGGGUCAUCAUAUGUGGAUCUGACAUGGCGCUGGACUUCUCGAAAUGCUCGCGUCCGACUUUGGCAAACACGCUCAAGGACAAGGCGCGCCUCUCCGACCAGUUCGUCGUGGGGUUCGAGGUCUUCCUCAAGCUCGACGACGCGACCACAGUGCAACUCGACUUCGUUGACGCUCCCGAAUACUACUUCCAGCCGUCAGAGGCGGACUCAGUAGUGAUUUCGCUCCCCGACGACCCGACCCUCGAGGUGCUCUCCCCGCCGACGCUCCUCGUGCACAAGAUCAUCGCGAAGGUCAAACGGAAGCAGCAGAUAGACUGCUCGGACAUCGGGUUUCUACUGGCGUUGUGCGCGAAUGGGCGGCAUACUCUGUUGCCUGUGCAUGGCAACGCUUUUCGGGGGAGGCAGCAGGAGAUCAUGAAUGCCUUCGUCGCUGUUGCAGGAGAGACGAUGGCGCCGGGAAGGGUUGCACGAUACAUGUGUGAAUGGAAUGGGCUUGUAGUUGCAAGUGGGCUUGAUGGAAGCUUUUACAUGGUAUGAACAUCUUCGUUCUGUCAAAACCUUCAAAACACCUAGCUAAGACUCUUAGCUAACGGCAUCUUCGGGCUACGUCGUCUUGUCCCACGGUAGUGUAGAUGGCAAUGAAUCCACGGCUAUCGACCUCACA